Austrofundulus limnaeus is the source of this 6976-nucleotide messenger RNA. Its product is annotated as FERM and PDZ domain-containing protein 4. The record is from RefSeq and is a predicted model, not a curated record. The transcript is spliced from 16 exons. Gene Ontology annotation, molecular function: protein binding. Gene Ontology annotation, cellular component: cytoskeleton. Lineage: Eukaryota; Metazoa; Chordata; Actinopteri; Cyprinodontiformes; Rivulidae. The coding region runs from base 745 to 6627 and encodes 1960 amino acids. Gene Ontology annotation, biological process: signal transduction.
CUCAGCAACCCAUUCUGCCGAGUCAGCUUUCCUUUAUCCAUCACCACUCCAUCCUCCCCUGUUUCUCUUAGUUGCUUUCUCUUUACAACCAAUGCACUUUUCCCUCUCCUGUUUACCCCUCCACUCUCCUCUAUCUUUUGUUUUAUGUCCGUCCCCUGGUCCCCCUCCCCUUCCCAUUCUGCAUUCUCCCUCUCUGUCCUGCAAAGAGACUCGGAGUCCAGAUGAAGGGAGGACAGAGCUGGAGCCAGAGCGCAUCCGUCAUUCAUCCCCACUCCCUCCCGCUUCCRUCCCUCCCGCCCUUCCCUGCCGCAGCUCUGAUCGCUGCUCUUCCCUGCGCUCGGAGAUGUGGAGCACAUACCGAGUGCUCGCUGCAGCCCAAAUAAUCCAGGUGGAGUGCRGCAGAAAGGGCUGACUUUUCCUAGAGAGAGGUGAAGGGCAACCCUUACUCUGUCUGCACUUUGUAGACUGCUAGUAAAACAAAAUCCAAACGGGACUGCCUGCACAUCGGAUGGGGUUCUGACAAUGAUGAUAGUACUUGCUGCUGUUGGACUUUAUUCUGCCASUCAGAAGACAUCCCAAAUUUUGCAUUCAGCAGAAUUUUGUUGAAUUUUUUUAACAUAGAGCUGAGUUGACACCGGAUUACCUGGGCUUUAAAUGUGAAAGGAAUUUGGUUGUGGAUUAGAAUGCUGAUGAGGAGAACUUGAGCUCCGGGACGUUAGCGCUCUGUAACAGGAGCAUGUGGACAUGUUUGGUUUCUCCAAGAAGCCAAAGCUGUCUGGCCAUAGAAACAAAACAGCUGGCUGGCCGCCACCUGGCCCAGGUUCCUGGGGAGGGCUGCAGGGGGCCCAAUACACUUGGGAGAGCAUGAACAACACCAGGGAUGCCCGGGAUUUCCUUACCAACCAAGGCUCCCAAAGCAGCUCCCUGGAGGAGGUCCAUCUGGAUGGUAACCCCCCCGCCCCUCGUCUGGUGGAGAUGAGACGGGAUCCGGUUUUGGGCUUUGGUUUUGUGGCUGGCAGUGAGAAACCAGUGGUGGUCCGAUCAGUCACACCAGGUGGUCCAUCAGAGGGGAAGCUGCUGCCUGGCGACGAGAUCAUCAUGAUCAACGAUGAAGCUGUCGGCUCGGCUCCCAGGGAACGAGUCAUCGAUCUCGUCAGGAGCUGCAAGGAAUCUAUCUUGUUGACUGUUGUGCAGCCGUAUCCUUCCCCUAAAUCAGCGUUUAUCAGCGCGGCCAAAAAAGCCAUGCUCAAGUCCAAUCCGGUCAAAGUGCGCUUUGCUGAGGAGGUCAUAAUAAACGGCCAGGUUCCAAACCCGGUGAAGGACAACUCUCUCCUGUUCAUGCCUAAUGUCCUGAAGGUGUACCUGGAAAACGGGCAGACAAAGUCUUUCCGCUUCGACAGCAGUACCUCCAUCAAGGAAGUGAUCCUGACCCUGCAGGAGAAGCUGUCGCUUCGAUGCAUCGAGCACUUCUCCCUGGUGUUGGAAGAGAAGACUGAAGGCUCUGGAAGUAAACUGCUUCUCCUGCAUGAACAGGAGAUGCUUACUCAGGUGACCCAGAGGCCCAGUUCGAACAAGAUGAAGUGUUUUUUUCGUAUCAGCUUCAUGCCCAGAGACCCAGUGGAGCUGCUCCGGAGGGACCCUGUGGCAUUUGAAUACCUCUAUGUCCAAAGUUGUAACGAUGUGGUUUUGGAGCGCUUCGGCCCGGAGCUGAAGUACGACGCUGCACUGCGAUUGGCCGCUCUGCAGAUGUACAUCAUCUCCAUGACGACCAGACAGAGUCAGAAGGUUUCUCUCAAAUAUAUCCAAAAGGAGUGGGGUCUGCCGCUGUUCCUGCCUCCAACUGUGCUGUCCAGCAUGAAGGAGAAAAACAUCAAGAAGGCUCUGACGCACAUCCUUAAAACCAACCAGAACCUUGUGCCUCCGGGGAAAAAACUGACUGCGUUGCAGGCCAAGGUGCAUUACCUGAGGUACAUCAGUGAGCUCAAACUGUAUGGAGGAAGAGAGUUCAAGUCAAUACUUUUGCAAGGUGAGAAACAGACUGAGGUGAUGCUGUUGGUGGGUCCUCGUUAUGGAAUCAGUCACRUCAUCAACGCCCGGACCAACCUCGUGGCCCUGUUGGCAGACUUCAGCCACGUCAACCGCAUCGAGAUCCUCACCGAGGACGAAACCAGAGUCCGGCUGGAGCUUCACGUUCUGGAUGUUCGACCCAUUACGCUGAUCAUGGAGGCAAGCGAUGCCAUGAACCUUGCUUGUCUAACAGCAGGCUACUAUCGCCUCCUAGUGGACUCACGGAGAUCUAUUUUUAAUGUGUCCCACUGCAACAGCACAGGAGAGGAUGAUGGUGGUCAGGAGCGUGUCCUGGAGUGGCCAUACAGCACCUCCUCGGAGAACAAUGAGGAGCYAGCGCAGUGUGAAAUAUACAACAGAGGCUACUCAGACAACGAGCAGAGGGAAAACAGCAUUAGUCCUUAUUUCCCUAAUUCCCAAAACAUGGAAAGUGACCUUGGGACAAGGAGAAGUCCAUUGCCCCCGCCACUUCCCCCCGCAACUCGACACAAAAUUCAAGAUUCGCCUCGGAGUGCCAAAGUGUCAUUCAUUUUUGGGGGGAACCCACCUCUGAACAGACCUAAGAACUAUGACAUAGUGCCAGAGAGCCCGGAGUCAUCGGAACCCUUCCAGUUCAACGACUUAACACAUGUCUACAGCAACAUCAUUACUGAGGAAGGCAGUGAGGAACCUCUGCUAAGAGAUCUGUUUUAUCGUGAUACACCUGACGACGCAGAGGAUGAUGAUGACGUGUCCUGUGAGGAAGACUCCACAGGGGGCACACCGGUAGGCGAUAAUGCCCAAAUUGGCGAUGCAGGCUGUGACAACCAAAGAGGCAAAGCUAGUUUCCUGACUCUAUCUGGUUCCACUGAUGACAUCAUCGACCUAACAUCACUGCCCCCUCCUGAAGGAGACGACAGCGUCGAUGAGGAUGAGGACGACACUUUGCUGCAGACUUUGAACCUAGCGAUUGCAGCUCCACCACCCGGCUUUCGGGACAGCUCAGACGAGGACACUGCUCCAGAAGGACGGCCUCUGAGCACAAGCGAUAACGACGAUAUACCGGUGUCAUUAAUCGAUGCUGUGCCAACACACGGGGAGGGAGAAGGGAGCGGAGGGGGUGAGAGGGGACUGGAGAAUGCCGUCAUGAAUACGCUACAAGCACUGGAGGAUCUUUCUGUGUCUGAACAAAGACCUCCCCCACCACCUCCCAACAGUAACAAUACAGGUGUUUACACAUCUCAAGGUUUCAGCCCAGAGUCAUCCUCAGAUUCUGGUAACGAGACCAACUCUUCAGAAAUGACCGAAAUCUGUGAACUCGCUGCUUCUCACAGGCUCAACGAAAGCCACAUGCGUUUAUUGGUGGCCACGAGGGAAGGAUAUCAACCACUACUUGAGGAGAAAACAGAAUUUCCGGUCUCACCCAAUGCGUGCAGCACAAUGAAUAAAAAAGCCCAUAGUCCAACACAACAUCUUCAGCCUCCAGCAGUACCUCCAAGGCGUAGCCCACAGUUAGACACCACACCGUCAGUGCAAGACAGAUUGGAGGUGAAGCCACAGACGAGUCUUUCACUUACUCUCCAGCGUCCAAGUUCUACCACGCUAGGACUCAAGCAUCAUAAAAAGUCUGCAGACUCCAGUGGCAAGUACAACACCUUCAGCACGAGGGAAGUACACCGAGGUGAGAGCAGUAGCAGGCAGAGCUAUCUUGACUUGAACCAGCAUUCAACGUUCUCUGAGCAAAAUGAAAACCAAAGAAGACAGAACUCUUUUGUGGCUGAAAAUGCGACAACUGAGAUCACAGGAGUAAACAGCCUCCCUCGUGAUCAUUGCAGAAAUGUACGCCCUUCUUCCAUCGUUUCAGACCGCUUCUUGGAUGUGGGCAACAUAGGGGACUGCGCAUUGGACAGUGGUGCUGCAGCUGUUGAGCAGGAUGAACAUUUAGUUGUGGCAUCGUUGCUGUCCCCUGCCAGAAAAUCUAGAUCAUCUGACCAGGGAUCUGAUAUACAAAGUGACCAUCAGACAAUUUCAAGACAACAGAGCGUUGCACGGUUGUGUGAGUACCAUUUAGCCAAAAGGAUCUCAAAUUUGCAAGGAGAAGCCCACAGUUCUCUGCAGGGCUCUCUGUGCUCAUCUCUGGAUGCGGGUGGUAGCACGAACAGUAGUGCGUGUGCCACACCAACUGACUCUCCCCUCGGUCCUGGUGCAGUGCAGUCAAAACACCCUCGAUUGCAAAAGCACCCACUUUCUAGCUCCUCUUCUUCACUACUCAGAGCACUAAACUAUGAGGAUAGCAAAUCUGGAAUCCCAGUUGGUUUCCCUGGCCAGAGCACUCAGGGCAAAGACMUCCAUCCACAUGCAGACCCUGCAUUACUUCGAAAAAUGCUGCCUAACAUUCACCCUCCUCUUGCUGGGGUGGAAUCAAACCGACCCUCCUCAGCUACCCCAUCUAAGCACAAAGAAAUGGCAGGCAUUGGAAAUAAGAAGCUACACAAUGACUUGCAUGCUAAACAACAGGCCUGCUUUAAGGGACUUAACCCAAAAGAAGGUAGCGAGGCCUACAGACAACUGAUUAACUAUUUAACAGUGAGCCAGAUGCAUCAGGGAGGAAAACUCCACAGUGCUGGAAUGGGAGGGGCAGUGAAAAAAGACACUAGACGCUUUAUCACCAGCAACCCUCAGCUUGUUGAAAUGGUUAAAAAUAGGGGAAACACAAUUGCUCGCUGUCAGUGUACGCCCUCAACUACAUCAUCUCCAUUCGUCAGCCCUAAUAUUGUAACUCCUCACUCAGCCACCCCGCAGGGGGCAUCUAAAAAUUCACAGUCAUACCACUCAGCCACACUUCCUGCUAAACUCAAGAGAAGUCCUGAUACGCAUGCUCAGAGGCAGARUGAGGGUUUAGAUUUCAGGAGAGUAACCUCUGAGAGGAGGAGCUCAUUUUCGGGUCUAGAAAAUGAACUUAGUGGAAGCGAUAUGGAUCCAGAGCACUUUCUGUCACUCUGUAGAAAACAGGACUGUAAUACCAGAGAUGGGGCAUUGAAUUCAACUCGAAACUUUGGAGGUACAAAUUAUAGGCCCCCACCGAGGUCCAGAAGCCAACCAAGUAGCAGCACAGAAGACUGGUUCAAAUCAGACCCAAGGUCAGUGCAUCAGUCUCAUCCCCGUCCCAAUGAUUCUCUUUGUAUCUCUGCUGCUCCCAGUUUGAGUGGCCAGCGUGUGGACCUCUGUGCCAUCUCACUAGGAAGGGGAGAUCACCCAUCAGCUUUUGUCAGGCAGUCAUCGAGUAGCACUAGAGCAAAUGUUUCAUCGCCAGUACCUAAUGCACAAUAUCCCCCUCCACCACCACCACCCCCACCACCUCCUCCACCUCCUUCGUCUCUCCCCACACAAGCAAACUCUAGCUCCAGCAACUCAGGAUGCCCGCAAGAUUCCCUUCAUUCCAGCCAGUUUAGGCAGAACCACAUUCAGUCUGUUACACCAACCCUGUUGCAAACAGAUCCCUUCAGCUGCAGCAUACAACGGGGCAGGGAGCUCAAACGCAGCUCAAGCAAUGUGACUGCCAGUUCUGGAAGUGUGGAAGUUCUGUUUGAUAAGCCCACACGCAGCCGGAGCCAGCAGCCCUUAUCAGCACCUAUGUCCCAACAGGGUGACACCAAAGUCCAACGGAGACCAGCGAGGAAACGUCUCUCCAAGAGCUACUCCCAAGGAUCUGUGUCUUCCCACACCACAUGCUGGUCCAGUGGCGUAGACAGUAGAAGGGCAUCUGUUGCCUUUCCAUUACAGAAAGACUCCAAACACAUGAAGGGCUCUCAAAAAUUGGACACUAGUCCCUGGAGAUGCAACGGGCCCUUUAGCUACUGUUUCUUUAAACGUAAGAGUGAAGGUGAAGAGGAUGAGAUUGAGUGGGAGAGACCCAGAGGAAUUCGUGGUGGGGUCAGUAUUGACAAUAAUGGUGCAGUCGCACCUUCUCUGUCCCCCUGUGGUUCAAUAAUGGAUGCUGCAGGAGAGCAACUGUAUGGAGAAGUCCUCAAUAACAUGAGCUUUAGCGACCGCCUGGCACGAAUCAAUGCUCUCAAGGACCGCAUGUAUGCCUUUCCUUCUGGCUUCAAUGAUGUCCGUCGUGACGCUAAUGAGCUCAUUGCACUGGUGAGAUCCAGCAUAGGCCGAUGUGAUCGGGGAAUCCAGAUGCCUAUCCAGGAUGUAUCUCAGUACAAGCAGCUCCUGUCUGUGGAGUCRAAAGAGUUAGGCCGGGCAUGCCGAAGAAUGGCACAGGCCCACAGUAGUCCAGAAGAAAUGCUGCUUGCUGUAACGUGUAGCUUUCAGGUGCUAUGCUGUUUGUGUGAAGCUUGCAUGUGUCUGGUUAGGGGACUUGGAGCCUCGGCCAUACACCAACAAAGAGACGUUGUAGCAAAGGUUGACGAAGUUGUUAUGAACUAUAUCUGUUUGCUGAAGGCUGCUGAAGCUGCCACCGUAGGAGCACCAGGGGAGCACAGUGUUAAGGCCCUGGUCCGCCACUCCAGUACAAUGUCAGCCAUUGCUAAYGCACUUACACGCUCACUUAAAACGCUGCUAAGCAAAUAGAGACACUUACUUAUGCUUUAUAGUAUGGCCUAUGCAGUCAAUAGAAGUCUGUCUUGCAGUUUCUAUGUGUUUCAUUGUCUAGGAGGUCUUUAUAUCCACAAAUGUAAGACUUAUUGCAGUUAAACUUAGCAUUAAAAUUAUAUAACAUUUUAGAGAUGAGUACAAUGCUGAACUAAAGUCGUAUGACUKGCUUUUUCUGAAGACUGAACUUGACAUUUAUUGCAACGUCUAUUUACAAAGCCAUAUUGUCCCAGAUCUUUAUGUAGCCAAUAGUUAAUAUACCCUUUUAUCCUGUGCAUUAUGUAACCUGUUCAGAGUGUGUAUAAUGUACAUAAACACAACUUAAUUA